This is a messenger RNA of Ooceraea biroi (clonal raider ant), 1560 nucleotides long. RefSeq names its product probable kinetochore protein NUF2. Gene Ontology annotation, cellular component: kinetochore; Ndc80 complex. The record is from RefSeq and is a predicted model, not a curated record. NCBI's taxonomy places the organism in Eukaryota, Metazoa, Arthropoda, Insecta, Hymenoptera, Formicidae.
UAUACUCCUCAUAGAUAGUGACCAUACUAGUGACAAACGAACGCCAUUUUUGAUCCACGAUGUCCAUACUCUUACUUGAGGUUCUCUAUCUCGAACAACACAUCUCUCAAUGAUGUAAAAGUCCCUAAAAAGUACUAGAUUCGAAUGCGUUUGAAUGAUUCCGAACCGUUUCAAAACAAGUUAGCCUGUCGUCGUAGUAAUCUGAAACUCGAAGAAUUACGUAUUUUUGAGAUAUAAAUUUCAUCUGACAUAAGGAGAGACAGAUUAAGGUAUUUACAUCAUGGAUACAUCCGUUAACACGAUUCACCGUAUUUUACUGGACGCUUCGUUGCCCUCAACUCUAGAAGAUCUAAAAAACCCAACAGAAGAUUACAUUGUGAACUUGCUGAAAAUAUUUUUGUUACGAUUUGGUAUUGAUGUAAACUUAAUCGAUCGGCCACUUUCAGAGCAACAUACCGCUAUGCUGUAUUACAAGGACUCUGACCUAGUAAAGCUGAUAAACUUACAUGCUGUUGUAACACAAAUAUUUGAUAACAUAUUUAUAUCUGAUUUUUCUCUUAUCGACAUCAUGAGUCCCGGGCAAAAGCGGCUUAAGAGGCAAGCAAAAUUUCUUUCCAACUUUGUAUUGUAUACAAUGCUCAAGAAGUCGGAAUUUAAUGACAGGAUGGAUCAAAUUCAGGCAAUGUCCAGACAGUUAGAAGAAAUAAAAGGGGACAGGGCUCAAGUUCUGGAGUCUAUGAAUAAUAAAGCAUUGAACAAAGCUAAGCAGUUAGCUUUGACAAAGAAGUAUGAACAUGAUAUACAACAAAUGGAAUUAAAAAUAGAAAACAACAAUAAAAGGGAAUUGGAGCUUGAGAUAAUAAAGAGCGAAGAGGAAAAAGAAAAUGCAAAGGCGAAGGAAGUUUGCGGUUCUAUUAGGAAUGCAGUAGGAAAGCUAUCCAAACUAAUAGCUGAGAAACAAGCAGCAGUGGUGCAUUCACCAGAAGAGUAUCAAUCUCGCUUGGACGAGCUUAGAAAGCAGAAAGACCUAAAAGUGCAAGCCCGUGAUGUGAUGCAGGAAGCGAUUCAGGAUAAAAAACAGUCUAUAAAGCAGAUGGAAGAAAAAUUAAAUUUUAUUCUGUCAAUAAAGAACUCAUUCGCUGCAUUGUCAGAUACAUUUAAAGAGCUAAAAGAGAAGGAAACAAAAUUAGAUGAUAUAAAAAAGCAGAUAGAUUCAUUGAAUAAAACGAUGAACGAGCAGCAGACUGAAAUAAAAAUACACAACGAUCAUAUGGACACCGAAAAGAAUGAAUUACAAUGUCUUGAGAAUGAGAUUACUUCAGUAUGCAGCUCGUACAAUCAAUUAUUGAGUGAAAAGAAAGUAACGAGAAGCAAAUUUGAAGCAUGUAAAGUGUCCUUCAAUGAGGAAUGCUCGAGAUUUAAUAAAAUACAAGCAGACACCCGAAAAGUAGAGGAAGACACUACAGCUUUCCUCCACUCUUGCCAAGAAACUUAUGACAAGGAAAUUGAUAAUGAACGUGAUUUACGAAGUGCUUGGAGGAAAGAGUAAAUGAGUCGUUC